Molecule: messenger RNA, 633 nt
Organism: Acromyrmex echinatior (Panamanian leafcutter ant)
Lineage: Eukaryota; Metazoa; Arthropoda; Insecta; Hymenoptera; Formicidae
Product: odorant receptor 9a-like
Biological process (GO): detection of chemical stimulus involved in sensory perception of smell; sensory perception of smell
Cellular component (GO): plasma membrane
Molecular function (GO): odorant binding; olfactory receptor activity
Source: RefSeq, a predicted model, not a curated record
UUACAAAUUACACUACCAGUAAUGAGCUGCUCAAUUAGAAUCAUAAUUUUUUGGUGGAAAAAAAAAGCUGUUAUACCGAUUAUAAACAUGAUCAUGAAGGAUUGGAUAAACAUAAAAAAUGAUCAAGAGAGAAAUUUAAUGAUACGAAGAGCGCAAACUGCACGAAUAAUUAUUAUUUGUUCCUAUUGCAUAAUGGGAUUACAAUGGUUUUUUAUUUCUAUACUGCCUAUUUUUGGAGUGACAAUGAGACUGACACCUAAUAUUACUGAUCCAGGAAGGAUACCAAUGCCUUUACAAUCUCAUUAUAUUUAUGAUAUAACAAAAAGGCCGCAACAUGAAUUAACAUUUAUUAGUCAGGCAGUCUAUGUAGCUAUCGGUAUGAUGGCCUAUACUGGAGUGGACAAUUUUCUCAGUCUUGUGGUUUUUCAUAUAUGCGGACAAUUAGAUAUUCUUGAGAAUCGCAUGCAACAUUUGGAUAAAUACAAAAAUUAUUCCAAGAUGCUGAAACGCUGCAUAGAAAGACAUAUACGUUUGCUUAGGUUUGUUACUUGUAAAAAACAUAUAUGUAUGUUUAUGAUAAUAUAUGUGAUUGAACAUAUUUGGUACAUAAAAUGUCUUUCACAGAGCUAUUGA